Teleopsis dalmanni is the source of this 3031-nucleotide messenger RNA. Its product is annotated as period circadian protein-like. Gene Ontology annotation, cellular component: transcription regulator complex; nucleus; cytoplasm. Gene Ontology annotation, biological process: entrainment of circadian clock by photoperiod; circadian regulation of gene expression; negative regulation of transcription by RNA polymerase II. The record is from RefSeq and is a predicted model, not a curated record. The transcript is spliced from 10 exons. Lineage: Eukaryota; Metazoa; Arthropoda; Insecta; Diptera; Diopsidae. Gene Ontology annotation, molecular function: transcription cis-regulatory region binding; DNA-binding transcription factor activity; transcription corepressor binding. Bases 217 to 2862 code for a protein of 881 amino acids.
AGUUCAAAAUCUCGUUUAAGUGGCAGUCAUUCUUCUGGGGGCAGUAGUGGAUAUGGUGGUAAGCCGUCUACUCAAGCAUGCAGUAGUAGCUUACAUAUAAAACGAGGUAAGGAAAAGACAAGAAAGAAGAAGAAACUAAAGUGUUCUGUGCAGCCCAAUACUAAUGUACUCGAAGAAGGGCAAAAACCAAAUGAACAAAAUGAUGAUCAAAUUGGAAUGACGGAGAAAGCAAUUACACAAUGCAGCCGUCAGAUCGAUAAUAAAGAAAACUUCGAAAAUGAAACUGACGAACAAACAAAAUCAGAAAAGUUUUUGCAGUUUCCAUCACCUUCCUCUCUUUCUGAAAAUGUGCAACAAUGCAGCAAGUCAGAAAAAACUUGGGAGUCAGCACCAGGAAAACUAGAGAGUUCUGAAAAAACGGAAAAAGUGAGAGAGGAAAGUUUUUGUUGCGUUAUAUCUAUGCACGAUGGAAUAGUUCUUUAUACAACACCAAGCAUAACUGAUGUUCUAGGAUUUCCACGAGACAUGUGGUUAGGUAGGUCAUUUAUUGAUUUUGUUCAUCCCAAGGACAGAUCAACAUUUGCUAGUCAAAUAACAACAGGCAUUCCAAUCGCAGAAUCACGUUGCAACGUAUCGAAAGAUGCACGUAGUACAUUUUGUGUAAUGUUACGUCGAUAUCGUGAUUUGAAAACUGGUGGAUAUGGUGUCAUUGGUCGUCAUAUAAAUUAUGAACCUUUUCGUUUGGGAUUAACAUUUCGAGAAGCUCCUGAAGAUGCACGCCCAGAUAAUAUUCUUACAUCAAAUGGAACUAAUAUGUUAUUAGUAAUAUGUGCAACACCUAUCAAAAGUUCUUAUAGAGUGGCAGAUGAAAUUUUGUCGCAUAGAAGCCCUAAAUUUUCAAUUAAACACACGUCUACUGGAAUUAUUUUGUAUGUUGAUAAUUCCGCUGUUUCAGCUUUAGGCUAUUUACCGCAGGAUCUCAUUGGUAGAUCUGUUUUAGAUCUGUAUCAUCAUGAAGAUCUAGUUCUUUUAAAAGAAAUUUAUGAAACAGUUAUGAAGAAGGGUCAAACUGCAGGUGCAUCAUUUUGCAGCAAACCUUAUCGUUUUUUAAUACAAAAUGGCUGUUACGUUUUACUGGAAACUGAAUGGUCCAGUUUUGUGAAUCCUUGGUCCAGAAAACUAGAAUUUGUCAUUGGACAUCAUAGAGUAUUUCAAGGCCCAAAAAAAUUUAAUGUUUUCGAACCAGCAGCAGGUAAUAACAAACCGAAGUUAUCUGAUGAAACAUGGAACCGUAAUUUACAUAUUAAGGAUGAAAUACUGAAGUUAUUAUCAGAGGCAGUAUCAAGACCGUCAGAUACAGUUAAGCAAGAAGUCUCCCGACGUUGUCAAGCUUUGGCCUCAUUUAUGGAAACUUUAAUGGAUGAAGUUACACGCCAUGAUCUUAGAUUAGAGCUACCUCAUGAGAAUGAACUAACAGUUUCGGAAAGGGACUCCGUUAUGCUAGGAGAAAUUUCACCACAUCAUGAUUAUUACGAUAGCAAGAGUUCAACAGAAACUCCUCCGAGUUACAAUCAAUUAAACUACAAUGAAAAUCUGCAACGUUUUUUUAACAGCAAACCUGUAACUGCACCUAUAGAAAUAGAACCACUAAAACUGGAACAAUCUUUCAAUACAUCAGCUGAUACACGUAGUACACUAAGUCCAAUAAACUGUUUUGAGGAAAGUGGUGGAAGUGGUUCGUCACUUAAUUUAACAUUAGGCAGUAAUGUGCACAUGAGCAGUGUUACAAAUACAAGUAAUGCAGGUACUGGAACUUCGUCAGUUAGUAUCCAACUUGUGACUCUUACAGAAUCAUUAUUAAAUAAGCAUAACGAUGAGAUGGAAAAAUUUAUGCUAAAAAAACAUCGUGAAUCCCGUGUUCGUUAUGGCGGAAUGAGUAAAAAAGUUUUCGAAAAGGCAUUAGACUACAGUGCACAUGGCAUUAAACGAGUAGGGUCUCAUUCCUGUGAAGGGGAAACUAAUAAACCAAAACACCAAAUUACAAACCUGAUGGAUAUACAGAAAGAUUAUACAGAACAUCACAAUAUGGCUUCUUCGAGUAGUAAAAUUUUUGGAAAUCUUCAAGCUUCUUUAGGAACAUCCUUAAUCGAUCCAAGUCAGUACCCGAGUGAGUUUUUGUGUAACCGUAAAGUUAACUUAUGGCCUCCUUUUUCUGUUGGUUUAACGUCAUCAAGAACAUCCCAAACUAUUGCGCAAAAUAGAUUAACAUCUCAGCAUGGUUUCUUUCCCGCACUAUAUUAUAUUCCAACGACCACAUCACAUUUACAAAGCAACUCAAAUGUAUCUGAUAUGCCAAGUACUUCUACGCAAGCUCUACCACUUCAUUAUAUGGCUGGUGUAAUGUAUCCUCACCCAUCACUUUUCUGCACUCAUCCUGCUGCUAUGUUAUAUCAACCAGUAUCAUUUUCUAAUUUAGCAAAUCCAAUGGCACUCACUGACCAAGCUAGUAGCUCAGCAUCGUUUAAAUCGUCACAACCACAGUUAAUGACAUCAACUUUUUCAAAUGCUCAAGGUGCAUUUCACUCAAUCACACCAGUACAGCUUCAAUGCUCUUUUUCACAAGCAACGUCAAUAAAGGCAGAACCUGGCUCAAAUAUGCCAAAUUCUGAUAGUAAUGGUAAUAGCGACGAUAUGGAUGGCUCAAGUUUCUCAUCCUUCUAUUCAUCAUUUAUUAAAACAACUGAUGGAUCUGACAGCCCACAAGAAACUGACAAGGAGUUCAAACAGGGCAAAUACAAAGAAAAAAGUAUUGUAAAGUUAAAGGAACAAGAAGAAAACGACUCGCAACAUAGUAAACAAUAAUUCUUGCAUAUAGGAAAAUUAUAUAAAUUUAUCACCGAAUUUCACUGCAAAUGAAAUCAAAAAGUAUGGUUUAAAUAAUAUAAAACUGCUGUUAUUAAUCUAUUGGCAAAGUGUAAACUGUACGAAUAUUUUUAAAAAUAAAUGCUAAUUUUGUUUCUUUAAAUGGUUA